ACGGACCGCCCUGGCGGUCAUGACGUGGACGGCGCGCUCCCGUGCCGGGCGUCAGCGGCCGCCGCAGCGUCAGGCGCCCCAGCGGCGACGGCGCGCCGCGGCACGGUGACGGCGAGGGGGCCAGCGGGCGGCGGCAGAAGACACCGUGGAUGUCUUCCCUGUGUUUCGUGUGCCAGCUGCCCAUCCUUAGCCACCAGACAUGGGGCACCUGGCCGCACCACCAGGACACCGACUCGGACGACGAGGACGAACCCCAGGACGACGACGAAGAAGGCGAGAAGUGCCCGGGCGCAGACGCCGCCCAGGGAGAUGCCGCGGCUGCCCAGACAUCGGCCAGCAAGAAACUCCCCGGGUUUGGGACGCCCGAGGAAAAAAGCUCCGGGGACGCAGCUUUGGAGCGCGCCAGCCGGGCCCGGCGCCCCAGCCAGCCCGUGGUGACCCCGCAGAGACGGCGCAGCAGCGCUGGAACGUUGGCCGGGUGGGAGGGCGGGGACACCUUCCACGAGGACUGCCUGGUGUGCGACACGUGCGGCCUGCGGCUGGCGGGCUCCAGCUGGCAAGGGGCGCACCGCUUCCAGAACAAGAUCUACUGUGGCCUGCACUACGCCGACGUGACCGGCCUGUCCAGCGGCGAGGAGUUCCUCGCCAAACUCCGGGAGUACAAGCGGCAGUCGCUCGGCUGCGCGGAGGCGCGCCGCAAGAGCUCCACCACCCUCACCUUCCCGGUGCCGGUGCAGGCGUGUCCGGGCAGCCCCUGCGAGCAGUACCCGCACUUCAUCAAGGCUGCCCCGGGCUACUGGAUCGAGUGCGCCGGACCUCGCAAGGAGUCCGACGCGCUGCCGGAGACCGCGCAGCAGCCCGACGUGUCGCCGGGCAAGAGCAACGGCGCGGCGGCGAGCGGUGGCUGCGCCUCGGGUGGAGGCUGCAGCCUCGCCAACGUGUCCGGUGCCCUGGAGUUGGUGUCUCGAGACGAGGACACGUACGAGAAGUUCUUUUACGGUACCGAGCACUGGAACUAUUUCACGAACGACGAGUCUCUGGGCCCCGUGCUCAUGAGCCUCAAGCAGGAAAACAUCAACAACAGGGACCAGUUCAGGGUGAUGCUGCGCACGGUGACGUACAACCUGCACGGCCUGAUCCCGGCGUCGUGCGUGUGCGCCAACCGUUAUGACCGGGAGGCGAUCGUGCGGUGCCUGGGCGACGAAGCGGGCCUCAAGCCCAGUCUGACGCUGGGUCAGCUCCCGUCGACACCCGACGAGCUUCUCAAGCUCGAUCAGGUGUUCGUCAAGUCGGAGCUGAAAGUGGGCCUUGUGUACGUGAAGGAGGGCCAGAGCACCGAAGAGCAGAUCCUGAACAACCGCACACACAGCGCCUUAUUCGAGGAAUUCCUCGGCGUCCUCGGAGAACGCGUACGCCUUAAGGGUUUCGACAAGUACAAAGGAGGCCUGGACACCGUCCACGACUUGACCGGCACAGAGUCUGUCUACACUGCCUGGAAGAACAUCGAGAUCAUGUUCCACGUGUCUACGAUGUUGCCCCACGAAGAGCACGACCCGCAAAAGUUGCAAAAGAAGCGGCACAUCGGGAACGACAUCGUGUGCGUCGUUUUCCUGGAAGCAGAGAAUACGCCCUUCUCCCCUGCCUGCAUCAAGUCACAUUUCCUGCACGCCUUCAUCGUCGUGCGAGCGUCGCCUGCGGCGCCCUCCGGAACGCCCACCGUUUACGAGGUGUCUGUGGUGUCCCGGGACGAAGUGGGAGCCUACAAGCCUUACCUGUGGCACCGAUCAGUCUUCCCAAAGGGCACGCUGUUCCGCGAGUGGCUGCUCACCAAGAUAGUCAACGGCGAGCGUACCAGCUACUCGGCUCCCAAGUUCGCAAGAAUGCAGGACCGUACCCGCAGCCAGAUGCUGGAGGACAUGGUGACGAACCUGCAGAACCACGCGGAGACGGGCCAGAUCCCGAAGCCGUAUCGUCGGGGCUCGUGGCGCCCCAUCGGGCAUAUGCGGCCCUCGUCGCCGCUGCUGGAUAGCGUGCGCGACCCCUUCGAAGGCUACGACCAGCUGGCCAGGGACUUCGCCAAGAUGUUCCAGAGCACCAGGCAGCUCUGCGACGUCGUCUUUAACGUCGGUCAGGGUAAAGAGAAGACGAAAGUCUACGCUGUUAGAGCAAUAUUGGCAGUACGAAGCAGGGUGUUCCUGGAGAUGCUGUACGGUUUCAGCACGGGCUUCGGCCUUAGCUCCAGCGGACCGGGGGACUCGUCCAGCAGGGUCCUCAGCCCCUCCACUGCCAAGUCGAGCGGCAACUUUCUUCAGGUGCCCGACAUUCACGACGCUCCGCGCAACAAGAGCGCUCCGUCCAGCCCCAUGGUGAUCCGGGCCUUCUCCCGCCUGGGCAACUGGACGGGCUGGAGCUCUCGCACCAGCAGUAAGGACCCUUUAAUACCUGAUAUCGGGGGCCUCAAGCGCUGGCAGAGUGAGUGCAAUUGCAAAGAGAAGGAGAAAGAAAGAAACACUGUAAUGGCCGGGACCACUGUCACACUGAGCGUCUGUGCGGACGCUCACAAGGUCGACAGGGCAAAGCUGUGUCAGCACGAGUUCAACAUCAUCGAGUUCGACAGCGACACGUUCCAGCUGCUGGUGGACUACCUGCACUGCGGCUCGUGUCCGCUCACCUGCGAGGCCAUCCCGGCUCUCAUCUGCGCGGCCGAGCACUUUGACCUGCCCGAGCUGCUCCAGGCCUGCUUCCACCACGCCAAGACGCACUUGAGGCUGUCCGUCGUGUGCGCCAUGCUGAACGUUCUGGACAACUACUACUGGCGCUACACGUCGGCCACCGAACUGGUCAACAUGAUCCUGCAGUUUGUGGACACCAGAGCCGUGGCCCUGUUCUCCCGGCAAGAGUUCCUCGAGCUGUCCGAGUCCAUGUUCCAAAGCAUCAUUGGCAGGGAGCUCAACAUCCCUGAGGUGUACAAGUUCGAAAUCAUGCUCCGCUGGGCAACGCACCACGUGACUACAGUCACCCGGCCUGACCCGCAAGAGCUACAAUGCACCAUGAGUCGCCUGACACGAGAACUGAAGCUCCAUCUCAUACCUCCGCAAGAGUUGAUAAAAGUGGUUCUGCCUACAAGGACAAUAAGUCACGAACAAAUUCUUGAGACGUUGCUGUACCAGGCAGACACAGGCAUGUUUCGCGUGCGCCAGUCUUACCUCGAAGCCGUCAACAAGAAGGGUGAGAGGUACCUGCUGAGUCCGGCGUUGACCAAGUACCGGAGGUAACGAUGGCCAACGGGGCAGCGCCGACCGGUGGAUGUUCGCGGCGCCUGACCAUCG
Molecule: messenger RNA, 3329 nt
Organism: Ixodes scapularis (black-legged tick)
Lineage: Eukaryota; Metazoa; Arthropoda; Arachnida; Ixodida; Ixodidae
Gene: rsh
Exons: 17
Coding region: 150-3275 (1041 amino acids)
Biological process (GO): regulation of small GTPase mediated signal transduction; activation of GTPase activity
Cellular component (GO): cytoplasm
Molecular function (GO): protein binding; GTPase activator activity
Source: RefSeq, a predicted model, not a curated record